Molecule: messenger RNA, 2907 nt
Organism: Symbiodinium sp. CCMP2592
Lineage: Eukaryota; Dinophyceae; Suessiales; Symbiodiniaceae
Source: the annotation of a GenBank genome assembly
AUGGCUGGCGGCAAACGGGUCGCAUCGAAGCAGCCUCAGGCGAAACAGACGGGCAAAAAAAUCAAGCCAGCCGAUGCGGCUGCGAGAGCUUCCGCUCCGGGGGACGUGCCGGAGACUGCUGUGCCUUCAGCAACUGGGGGCCUCUUGCGUAGGUCGGCCGAGAUGCUGAUUGAAAGCUCGAAAGGGAAAGAGUCAGCGGUAAAAGAGAUUGCGGAAACCAUCCUUGUGCCAAUGCUGGACGAGCUGCAGUGGCUGGACGAGCAGUCAGACGAUCCAGUCUCGUUCGGGGGCCAGAUGGCUGUGACAACAGCUUUCUACAAGGAGGCGAUGACAAAGCAUGGCAAGUGUUCCUGCGUUGUGCCGUUCCGAUGGUUGGGACUUGCACUCGAGCACCAGGACAUGAUUCCUGUGAUUGGCACAGUGAAAAGAUGCUACAAUCACUUCUUCGCAAAGGCCGGCCCUGCAGCCAUGAUGCAAUUCCCAACCGUUGUGCAGGCCAAGUCCUGCGAAGAAGUUCCAGAGAAAGGCUUCUUUGAUACCAUGGAUGGCGGCGUCUUCAGACUGGCAUGGCUCUUUGGAUACUCGAUGUGCCUCCAGGAUCCCGCGGAACUUGCAAAGUAUCGUGCCUCGGCACUUUCCAUCCCUGUGGUCUUCGAGAUGGUGUCUGGAAGUGUCGUCUUGAAAAAGAUCCAAUUGGAUCAGAACAAGAAGGCCGAAGAGGUCUUCGCAGGCCUGAUUGGCUACAAGCUGACUCGGAUGGCUGUCAAGGCGCAAGAGGAGUUGAGGUCCAAGAACCGGCCCUGUGGCCAGGAGCAGGUGUUUGAGUAUCUCAACGCGGGCGUGCGGUGGACAUCUGAGGAUGCUGUUUCGUUGAAGUCCGUUCAAAUGGCCAUCAAAGUUCACGGCAGGCUCAGCCCCCAUGCAUGCAACAUUCUGGACCAGUUCGAAAGCAUCUUCGGCAAGGGCCAUCCGUUCUGCCUCGUGCAAGGGAUCGAUGCUGUGUGUCAGAAAACGGCAAUGCCCUCGAACCCAGAAGGCCGUGAGAAAAUGAAGGAGCUGGCAACUGUCUACCUCGCAAUCCGUCGGAUGACACUGUACAUGCAAAGCAAGCUCCCACACGCUGCGGAUCUCGGCGGGUUCCUGCAAUUUCACCAACGACAUCCGCAGGGUCUGCAGGCAAACCUGGGCAAAGUUGCAGAUUUGCCCCCUGCAACCAGCGUAGCCGAGAAGAUGCUGCGGGAGGCAGUGUUCUGUCUCAUGGACGGCAGCUGCGACGAGCACAUUGGAAACUUGCUGUGCCAGAGUCCAAUGAUGAACGGACAGGCACUGGUUGAGAAUGCAGACAUAGAAAGCUCCUUACAUUUCAAGGCCUUGCUUCAGAAGCUGGUAGACGAGGAGGCAGAAAAGCAGGCCAAGCUGCUUUUGAAGCAGCAGGCAAAAGCUGCUGAGAAUGCUGAGGAAGCAGCCUCCGUGGCGGAGACGAGCCAGCCGGUCCCUGCUGAGUCCCAGACUGGUUCUGUGAUGGAAUCGCAGCCCGAGCUUCCGGAGGAGGAGCUUGAGCAGAAGCCAGCGGCACCGCGUGCAUGGGCCCAGGCCUUCCCUGCCUUGAUCAUCCCAGAGAGCAUGCAGGUCACACUGGCCGGUGUAGAUGACAGUGUGUUCUGGAACCUUCAUCGGUUCGCAUGCGCGAGAGUGGCCAGCAACGUCCAUUUCAUGGAGACUCCCCCGACUGAUCUGUGCAAUGCGCUCCGGGAUCACCCAGUGCUGAAGCGGGCCCCUGAACAGGCAGAGGAGCGCCUGCUCUUCAUAUACGACGUAAAAGGACACUGUGACAAAACGUCCGCCCGGUAUCAGAGUCGGCUGUGGCAUCUCCUCAGUCCUUUCGACGAAGGUCACAUGCAGGCAUGCAUGGCAGCCACCUUUCCGCUUUUCGCACAAUCGUCUGUCUUAAUUGUGCUCGACGGCCGCCGAGGCGAUAUCUGCACCAAGGUGCGAAAGAAUAUUUGCGCCGAGGCCAAGAAAUCUGAUCACACUCACAAAAAGCCUUUGGGACCCCAAUACAGGUUCAUCUACACGAAUGAAGAGUUUGGCGAGGGAGGAUACGCGUUCAGCCCUCGAGCCAAAGCCAUCUGCAUGAUUCCAGACCCUCUGGAAACAUGUGUCACAGUGCUGGGAGUGGGCGUCGAGAUGCUUAUGCGGCCUCGCAGAUUCAUUGACCUGCCAGGCUCGACCUUCACAAGGGGUCUUUCAGGCUUGAAGCUGCGUGCGAGGGAACAUCACGAGGUGCGCUUGUGUGAAAAGGUGUUCAAGGAGCUCCAGAAGGGCAUGAGCGCAGGAUCGGAACAACAGGAGGACCAGCAGCAAGCAGGGCCGCCUCUGGAGGCAGUGGAGGUCUCCGAGACCGCAGCUGUGGACGAUGGCUUCUACUUAUUCUACUUCUUCCCGUGGACCUGUCAGGAAGAAGUGUUCUUAGAGCUGCUGAACAUGUUUGGUUCUGAGGGCACUCCGGCGAAGGUGGUGUCCUUCUGCCCGGGAUUCGGGCAAGCAGAACUGGCUUGCAUACGUGAGGAUGUGCAUUGCUUGAGCUUGGUUCAGAGCAAAACACACCGGGAGGUUCUCACUCAACGGCUAGUCCUGACCAUCAUGAUUGAAUCCAUCCGGGGCAAGCGCGAUUUCCUACGCAAUCGGCUCUUCCCUGUAGCGGCUGAUUUGGAAAGGACGACAGUGAGCGAGCAGGUUUCUCCCGUUGCAGCUGCAGUGACCACUGAGGCGUCCCCCAUUGCAGACAAAUCGGCAGAGGGGACCGUAGAGCCGGCGACGCCGGCCGUGCAGGCCCCAGAGCCGGUGCAGGAUACCAGCAUGGCUCCGAACAUGUUUGACGGAGACGGGGACGAAGACUCCGCGUGA